ACAAGAUGACAGGUGGGCAUCCAAACUACAUGAAUCUCCUCUCUUAUCCAAUCCCACUCAGAGCUUCCAAAGAGCAGAAGAAGAAAUCUCUACAAUGGCUGUAAAUGCUGUAAAUGCUGUAAAUCCCACUCCAUUACGCCUCCCAUCAGCCAUUCCCACUGGGAAAUGGAUUUCCAAUGCCAGAGUUUGCCUCCCCAGAAAACCCCCAACUCAAUCUACUUCCUCUUUCAACAAGAGCUUCAGAUCUUGUUCCAAUUUCUCUCUCAAACCUUCUUCUUCUUCUUCCCUUGCUUCAGUUGGAAAUGCAGGAUAUGUGGAGGAACCUUCAACCAAUGUGAAAUUUUCGACGUCCUUGACUCUACCGGGCUGCUCGACUUCGCUGUCGUUGCUCGGAACAGGUUACAGAGAGAAAGUUUUUGCAAUCAUUGGUGUUAAGGUCUAUGCUGCAGGACUAUACACCAAUUCAUCCAUCUCAAACGAAUUAAACGCUUGGAGGGGUCGAUCGGCUGCUGCAAUUCAGGAGGAUUCUUCCUUGUUCAAUAUAAUUUUUCAGUCUCCUUCAGAAAAAUCUUUACAGAUUGUUCUCGUCCGAGAUGUCGAUGGCAAAACAUUCUGGGACGCCUUGGACGAUGCCAUUUCUCCAAGAAUCAAAGCACCAACACCGGUCGAUGAAUCUGCAUUAUCUACCUUUCGUAGCAUCUUCGAGGGGCGGUCUCUUAAAAAAGGAACCUUUAUAUUCCUGACUUGGUUGGAACCUCCAAAGAUGCUUGUUAGCAUCUCAGUUGACGGCCCACCGACAGGAAUAGAAGCUACAAUCGAAUCAAACAAUGUGACUUCAGCUCUUUUCGAUGUUUUUUUCGGGGACAAUCCUGUUUCUCCUACUUUGAAGGCUUCUGUUGCAGCUGGAUUGUCUGCAGUUUUGAAAUAGGACCACGAUUGUCUUGUUCUUAUUAGUUUGAAUGAACAUUUGGAUAAGGUUCCACCAAACAAAUUACAAAUGCGAGAUCACAAUAAGUGUAUAAUACAUUUUAGAGAAGGAACCUACUCAAGAAUCUGUUACAAUGCUACUUGACUUUAGCUGCUCAAGCACUUUGACGACCUCUGCCAUUGUCGGUCGCCGAGCAGGUUCUGGUUCAAGGCACUUCAGUGCAAUGCUAAAUACGACAUUAACCUCGUCGACUGGAAAAGAGCUCAAACUUCUGUCAAGUACAUAUUCUUCCCUUUUCUCCUGAACAACUGUUUUCACCUGACAUUUAGAUGACACUAUGAAAGUCAGACAAGGAAUAGCUUAUUGUUCAGCUGUCUGUUCUUUUUUUAUGAAUAAUAUAUGUCCAAUUUUUAGCA
Messenger RNA from Cucurbita pepo subsp. pepo (vegetable marrow), 1344 nucleotides. RefSeq names its product Chalcone-flavanone isomerase family protein (gene FAP3). The record is from RefSeq and is a predicted model, not a curated record. Gene Ontology annotation, biological process: fatty acid metabolic process. Gene Ontology annotation, molecular function: intramolecular lyase activity; fatty acid binding. NCBI's taxonomy places the organism in Eukaryota, Viridiplantae, Streptophyta, Magnoliopsida, Cucurbitales, Cucurbitaceae. Gene Ontology annotation, cellular component: chloroplast stroma.